This is a messenger RNA of Xylaria bambusicola, 1410 nucleotides long. RefSeq lists its product as uncharacterized. The record is from RefSeq and is a predicted model, not a curated record. The coding region runs from base 1 to 1410 and encodes 469 amino acids. The transcript is spliced from 2 exons. Lineage: Eukaryota; Fungi; Ascomycota; Sordariomycetes; Xylariales; Xylariaceae.
AUGUCGUCGCUGCUGCGGGUGGUCAUUAUCGCGGCGCGGUAUCUCCUAUGGGGAGAUCUCCUAGUCCUCCUCUCGUGGUCAAUGGAAGGAGCUGUCAAAAUAGACAAAAAUCUCAAUGACGACCUGAACCGCCUCGAGGGGAGUUCCGGAGAUCCAAAUGCCUCCCUAACAGAAACAAUCAUAUUGAAAACGACGGCGGAGUAUGCUAUCCCAAAGAUUACUCUGCAUGCACCUGAAAUUUCAUUCCCUGAAAUGGACCCUUAUCAAAUCUCUGAAACCCUAUCUGAAGUCCUUACUACUUCUACAACUCCUUCUGCUGAAUCAUCAUCCAUUACUACUAUCACUGAUGCUGAAACGGCACCUAUCACUAUCGUCACUGUUGCUGAAACACCCGCUAUUACUACCGCCACUACUGCCGACACCGUGGUAAUAACGGAUACUAAAAGUCAAUCCCAGGAAACCGGGCUUGAUACACAAAGUGACCUAUUAGGGUGCAAUUUCCCUGAGUUAUACCUGGGCUCCUUCAGGCUUCAUCCGCCGCCUUUCGACAUCUCAAAUCGGAUUGGCUUGUACCACUGGGAAUCGGCAGCACGUCAACUACAAGAGAUACGCCGUUUGAUCAAAGCCAAUGGAGAAACAUUGGUUAGGAAAUAUGGGUCUAUACACGUCGAUUAUCUUAACAAAGAGCUAGACAACUUUGUGGAUAAGCCCCUGAGGUUCGGAUGUAGAGUGCUCCCGUACCUACAGGCCAAACUGCUUGAACUUAGCACCAAUACGACCGGACUCAAUGCUGCAAAGAGAGAGCGUCGAAUUGCAUUGGCCAACUUGUUGGACGACGUAGAAAAAAAGAUACGACAGUCCCCAUGGGAAUCCUGGACUUUGACUGUGUUACCGGCGUGGGCCCGCGAGGCUCCAGAACUGCGCAGCAAGGCUUGUCCCAAACAAGACUGUUUCAGGGUGAAUGGAGCCACGCUUGAGUCUGUCACCCAGGACAUUCCGGAGAAGCUGCUGUUUGCAGUACUGGACAUCAAAGACCACGCACAGUGGACUGUUGUGAACAUUGGGAAGGCGCUCUAUCGUCGGAUGAAGGAGAUUUUAGUUGAAGUGGACAGCGCGUUCAUUACUUUCUAUGAGUCUAGGCAACUUAACACAGCACUACUCAUAGCCCUUCUUCUAGUCAAUGUAUCUCUGUUUCUAUUCAAUUUCUGGCCCCAGACGUACAGAAGUGUGAUGGCUGCCAGGAGACCUGAACCGGGGCUUUUUAAUAUCGGUGGUCCUGCUGAGGGGAUCGAAUUUAUGGCUGGUCCUCGAGCGGCGGGUGGUCCUCAGGCAGUGGGGGGUGGUCCUCCAGGCAACGAAGCAGCGGAUGGCCCUCAAGCGGCGGGUGGUGAUCCUCCAGGCGACGAGUAG